AUGCUAAAAAGAGAUCCCGUUACGCUUCUGAUAACAGACGGAAUCGAUUGGCUGAAAAGCGAGGUUUUGGCUUUUUAUCGAGGCAUCAUACAAAAUAUUAUGAUGUCGCGCGAAUCGUUUCACCUUCUCCCAAUAUUCAUGGAUUUUUUAACAUGCUACUUUUUGUCAGAUGUAGACUUUAUUGGGGCUGCAUGUAACGUGUUUUCUUUUGCUUUAUCGUUGAUCCCGGACCAAGAAAACUUGCAAUUUACCUAUAGUUUGUCGCUCUUUUUUUCAAAUUUAGUUAAGAUUUUAAACCAGCACUCGCCUGUCGAAGCAAAAUCGAUCGGUGGCAUCUACUUUUCGAGCCCGGUUUGGAAAUCAUUAUUACAAUUUUGCUUUGGAAAAGAUUUUCGUACUAGAGGCAAAAAAGAAUGCCUAAUUCUGCUUUUUAAUAUGCUAGCUUGUUCUAUAAACAAUCUGCAAGAUCUACUUAUUUCUUCUGUUGAGUUGUUUUAUCCGCAACCUCGCAGGAUGGAUAUUUUGGAAUAUGGCAAUGAGGCUUAUUUGGAAAUAUUGAACGUUUGCUUACUCGAAAUGCUUUUUUUGGCUUCCCUUCCCCCAGCGGCAUUGGAUCAUCUUGUUCCAGAUGACUCCUUUUGGUUUGAAAACAUUCUCCAUGCGUUUUACUUGCUGUUUGGCCAGUGCAAUCUUGAUGAAUUUUCAACCUCUAUUAAUUGCUAUAGUCCAGAUUGCUAUGAUCUCUCUUCCAUCUAUUUAAUAGAUGGAAAUUCAUCCGAAAAUACGGUUCACAACGACCAUGCACUUCGAUCCUUAUACAUACAUUCGUUAUACUCGUUGCUGGCAUCUCAUCCUUUAAAAGUGCGGACCUGGUGGACUCAGAGCACAGCUCAUUCCUCAGUACCAGAGACCCUAUUUGACAAGAAAAGCUGGACCAAUCUUUUGGCCACUUUUGACAGAUUCGUUUGCACAAGGUUUUCGCAAAAAUUAAUUAAAAGAGAAAUUGAGCUUUUAAGAGCGCCAGCAUCAAAAAAAAGACUCUCUCCUUUGGAAUUGAAUUUGUUGCAUUCGAGUAUUUCAUCCUCCAUUUUGGUAAGGCUCCCACUUGGAGAAGAAAAUGCUUUUCUUGAAAUGACCCUCAUCUUUCCCCAAUCUUACCCGCUAAAUUCAAUUGUUGUGCAGCAAACAGGUAAGAGGGUCGGGGUUUCAGAAGCGGUUUGGCGUAAAUGGCUAUUAUCCACUCAGAUAUUAAUUUCCGGGAGCACAUCUAUGCUUUCUCUGGCCACUGCAAAUACGCCUCCAUUGAUUGUCUCGUGUUCAUCUACAAUCUUGGAAGCCCUUGUCCUGUGGAAGAAAAAUGCUGAAGCAAGGUUCUCUGGAAUCGAAGAGUGUAUAAUCUGCUAUUCUAUCUUCCAACCAAUCGACUUUAGCCUCCCGUCCAAGGGCUGUCCCAGUUGCAAACACAAGUUUCACUCCUCCUGCUUGAUAAAAUGGUUCAAAACCAGUGGCAACUCAACCUGUCCCCUAUGUAGAGCUUACAUUUAG
This is a messenger RNA of Mitosporidium daphniae, 1545 nucleotides long. RefSeq lists its product as uncharacterized. Gene Ontology annotation, cellular component: cytosol; RQC complex. Gene Ontology annotation, biological process: rescue of stalled cytosolic ribosome; ribosome-associated ubiquitin-dependent protein catabolic process. The coding region runs from base 1 to 1545 and encodes 514 amino acids. Gene Ontology annotation, molecular function: ribosomal large subunit binding; ubiquitin protein ligase activity; zinc ion binding. NCBI's taxonomy places the organism in Eukaryota, Fungi, Microsporidia. The transcript has 2 exons. The record is from RefSeq and is a predicted model, not a curated record.